UGGGCAAUUUUUUCCGACUUUUUACACAGACAACAGAAUUUCCAUUCCUUUAUGGCAUUAAUGCUCUGGAACAAUCGAUGCCCGCAAAUAAAUUCCGCACCUCCUGCUAUUAAUUAGGGCACCACCUUCUUCUCCUCCAUCUCCAUUAACAACCCUAGCUGCUUCUUAAAUGCACCAUCCAGCUCUCAUGUACGUGCACGCGCGGGACUUCCCUGCUCAUCUCCUAAAUGACAUCCGGUGAAGUACAAAUUUACAACUCUGCAAAAGGGGAAACAAUGGCAUUGGAGCGGAAGCUAAGAGUCGGAGAGUUAGUGCUUCGGCUAGCUGUGUCGGGGCUGGGAGUUGCAGCAGCAGCUCUGGUGGGGAGUGAUAGCCAGGUGAAGAGAUUCUUCUCGUUGGAAAAGAAGGCGAGGUUUACCGAUAUGAAGGUUUUAGUGUUUUUGGUGGUGGCGAAUGGGGCGGCCGCUGGGUAUAGUUUGUUGCAGGGGAUUUGCUGCGUGGUGAGAAUGAUGAAGGGGAGUGUCGUUUACAGCAAGGGAUUGGCGUGGGUUAUUUUUGCCUGCGAUCAGGUGAUGGCUUAUGUAACAUUAUCAGCAGCAGCAGCAGCUUUGCAAUCUGCAGUGCUUGGCCAGUAUGGCCAACCAGAGCUCCAAUGGAUGAAGAUCUGCAAUUUCUACAGAAAGUAUUGCACGCAGGGAGGGGAAGGGUUACUUUGCGCUUUCAUAGCGAGCUUAGUUCUCAUAAUCCUUUCCUGCUUCUCUGCCUUCAAUCUCUUCAGGCUUUAUGGUUCUAAGAAGCAACUAAGACAGACCAGCAAUGGAAGCUGGUAAGAUUGCAAUUUUCUGUGCAAUUAACUUAUUUAUAGUAUUUUUAUGUUUUUUUUUUUAAAUUAAUUAUAGUUUUUGGGCUGCUGUAAUUAUAGUGCGGUUUUAUAAUGGAUUUAGGAUUAAGAUAUGUUAACCGAACUCACUCUGUUUGUAUCUAUAUAAUCGUAUGGUGGUUUGGUGUGGAUGUGCUGAGCUUUGUUAUAGCUUUUUUUAGGGGCAUUUACAUACAUACCGCUCAUUUCUUAUGUAUUUACAUAUCCA
Phalaenopsis equestris is the source of this 1088-nucleotide messenger RNA. Its product is annotated as CASP-like protein 2B2. The coding region runs from base 228 to 830 and encodes 200 amino acids. The record is from RefSeq and is a predicted model, not a curated record. Lineage: Eukaryota; Viridiplantae; Streptophyta; Magnoliopsida; Asparagales; Orchidaceae. The transcript is spliced from 3 exons.